Lycium barbarum (goji berry) is the source of this 1521-nucleotide messenger RNA. RefSeq lists its product as uncharacterized. NCBI's taxonomy places the organism in Eukaryota, Viridiplantae, Streptophyta, Magnoliopsida, Solanales, Solanaceae. The record is from RefSeq and is a predicted model, not a curated record. The transcript has 2 exons. Gene Ontology annotation, molecular function: nucleic acid binding. The coding region runs from base 418 to 1236 and encodes 272 amino acids.
UCUGACAAGGUCAGUCACCGUUUCCAGAUUUCCUUUCACUUUAAUACUCCAUCUUUAACUUUUUUUCUUAAGAAAACUCUUUUUUGCUUCAUUACUACUGUUUAUCAACCAUUCAUAUGAGCAUCAAAAAUUAAACAAAUUAAAGACCCAAUUGAAGGAAAAGUCUUGUUGACCCAAUUAUAUCAAAAAUUUCAUGUGGAUUUCUCAAUAACCCAGGCAGAGUUGGUAGGAAACGAAUUGAAAUCGAUAAUAAUCUGGUCAAGGCGGUGCCUCUUGGUCGUCGAACAAAUAUCCGAUCUCUGGCUUGUGCUGUGCAUAUGUCAGCAUCAACUGUGUUUCGGCGUUACAAAGAAGGAGCUAUAAGGGCACACACCAAUGCCAUAAAACCUCAUUUGACAGAGAACAACAAAAAAGGCAAUGAUUCAAUUCUGUUUAUCAAUGAUUGUAUCAAGUACACUUCGUUCGAAUCCUAUGUUUUUAGACAUGUAUAACUAUGUCCAUAUUGAUGAAAAAUGGUUCUUUCUAACCGAAACAAGUGAAAGGUAUUAUUUUCUCCCUGAAGAAGAAGAAGAAGAAGAAGAAGCAAACCCUUAUAGGUCUUGCCAAAGUAAGAAUUUUAUAACGAAAAUUAUGUUUAUGGCUGCUGUAGCACGCCCUAGGUAUGACGAAGAUGGAAUAGAGUUGUUUUCAGGGAAAAUAGGAAUCUUUCCUUUUGUUUUCCAAGGACCAGCUAAAAGGAAUAGCAAAAACCGAGUGGCGGGAACUUUGGAAACAAAGCCUAUUUUAUCUGUCACUAAAGAUGUCACUAGGAGUUGUUUAAUUGAAAAGGUUCUUCCAGCGAUUCGAUCAAAAUGGCUGCUUGCACAUGCAAAUGCUCCUAUUUUUAUCCAACAAGAUAACGUAAGACCUCAUCUUAGCGUCAACGACUUAGAAUUUAAUGAAGCUGCCAAACAAGAUGGUUUUGAUAUUAGGUUAUGCUUUCAACCUCCUAAUAGUCCGAAUAUGAAUGUUUUGGACCUCGGAUUCUUCAGAGCUAUUCAAUCCCUUCAGUAUCAAAGGGCUCCUUUAACUAUUGAUGAGCUAAUAGAAGCAGUUGAGAAAUCUUUUGAUGAGAUGGAAGUUCAUAGACUGAAUCAUGUGUUUCUCACUCUACAGUCUUGCAUGGUCGAGGUGAUGAAAGAUAAAGGUGGGAACAACUACAAAAUCCCACAUAUGAACAAGGAAAAAUUAGAAUGAGGAGGAAAUCUUCCUAUUCAAGUUUGUUGUGACGUUGGCGUAGUUAAUGAAGCUGUAGCUCUACUUCAGAUGUGAUACAGAUGUCAAGGCUAUUUUGCAACUUUAUUGUAAAGGCUCUCUGUUUUGUGAACUUAACCAUCAUGUAGUUUUUGUAUGACCUCUCUUUUUGCUUGACUUGUGUAUUUAAAGAAGUUAUGAAGAUCAAGUCUGUAGUUUCUAUGAACUCCUCUCUUGUAAAGACUAUGAAUUUAUAAGUUGGGAUCUGUAAUCCCAAAUGGUUACUGA